AUGCUGGGCUCUCCCUCCAAUCAAACAUCACCAAAUGCUGCUGCUUUCAUCCUUGUGGGUGUCCCAGGACUGGAGACAAUCCACCUUUGGCUGGCAGUUCCACUGAGUGUCAUACUUACUGUGGCCCUACUUGGGAACAUCCUUAUCCUAACUGUGAUCUGGGCAGACCCAGGCCUACAUGAGCCCAUGUACUAUUUCCUAUGUGUCUUAGCUGCUGUGGAUAUUAUCAUGUCAACCUCUGUGGCCCCCAAAAUGCUGACUAUUUUCUUUUCAGGCAAUGGUGUCAUUGGCUUUGCUGCAUGCUUCAUUCAGAUGUACAUUGUCCAUGCAGCAACAGCUGUGGAGACAGGGUUGCUUCUGUCAAUGGCCUUUGAUCGCUAUGUGGCCAUCUGCAAACCUUUGCACUACCAGACCAUCCUCACCCCCUGGACAAUGCUGGGCAUUGGUGUGGCCAUUAUUGUGAGAGCAAUUAUGGUCAUGACACCACUGAGCUGGUUGGUAGUCCAUCUGCCAUAUUGCAGUUCCCAUGUAGUCCUUCAUUCCUAUUGUGAGCACAUGGCUGUAGCCAAAUUAGCAUGUGCUGACCAUAUGCCCAGCAGUCUCUAUAGCUUGGUUGCUUCCUUUAUAAUUGUGGGCUUUGAUGUGACUUUUAUAGCUACUUCUUACAGUCUGAUCCUCCAGGCUGUGUUCAACCUCUCCUCCCAGGAUGCUCGGUUCAAGGCACUCAGUACAUGUGGUUCCCAUGUGAGUGUAAUGGUCCUUUACUACCUACCUGCUAUGGUAUCCAUCUACAUGGCUUGGUUGGGGCAGGACAUGGUGCCCCUGCAUACUCAGGUGCUGCUGGCUGAUUUUUACUUGGUUAUCCCUCCUAUGCUGAAUCCUCUCAUCUACGGCCUGAAGACAAAGAGGAUCCGGGAGCGGGUGUGGAAUGCCAUGGCCAUCACCCUUACAGGUUCUAAUUGUCUGAAUCCCAAGAAAGAGAAAAGACCUAAGCAGGUGUUUGCUUUAGGACAUAGUGAAUCCACAUCAGAGGCACAGGAACAAGAGUAA
Phascolarctos cinereus (koala) is the source of this 1050-nucleotide messenger RNA. Its product is annotated as olfactory receptor 52I1-like. Lineage: Eukaryota; Metazoa; Chordata; Mammalia; Diprotodontia; Phascolarctidae. The record is from RefSeq and is a predicted model, not a curated record. Gene Ontology annotation, molecular function: G protein-coupled receptor activity; olfactory receptor activity. Gene Ontology annotation, biological process: G protein-coupled receptor signaling pathway. Gene Ontology annotation, cellular component: plasma membrane.